Molecule: messenger RNA, 124 nt
Organism: Racocetra persica
Lineage: Eukaryota; Fungi; Glomeromycota; Glomeromycetes; Diversisporales; Gigasporaceae
Source: the annotation of a GenBank genome assembly
AUGUGGAAAAAAAAGUUUACGAGUAAAGAACUAAAAGAGGCUUUAGAAAUAUUUCAGAACCAAAUCGAAAAUGGUGACUACAAGAUUCUUCAGUUUUGGGUAGAUAUUACAAAACCACAUGUUG